Molecule: messenger RNA, 802 nt
Organism: Owenia fusiformis
Lineage: Eukaryota; Metazoa; Annelida; Polychaeta; Sabellida; Oweniidae
Source: the annotation of a GenBank genome assembly
AUUUAAAGAGCCAAUCAAAAUAAAGAAAAGAGUUACAAAGGUCUAAUGUUUUUUCUAUGCGAACUGAUUUACUUGUAUAUUAUUUGUGUCAUUUUGAUUUUUCCGAUACGUUUAGGAUAAAUGGUGGCUAUUGGAUCGGGCUUCAGAGACCACAGGAAGUGGGUACGCAGAUAUAUUAUAAUGAUAAUAGAGGUAGCAGUGGAAGUAGAAGCAAUGGUAGUAGUGGUAAAAGUGAAAAGAGUGAUACAAGCGGAAGUAAAGAAUCAGGGAGUGACAAAAGUGAAAAUAGCAAAGAAAGUAGCGGAAGUAAAGAAUCAGGGAGUGACAAAAGUGAAAAUAGCAAAGAAAGUAGCGGAAGUAAAGAAUCGGGGAGUGACAAAAGUGAAAAUAGCAAAGAAAGUAGCGGAAGUAAAGAAUCUGGCAGUAACAAAAGUGAAAAGAACAAAGAAGAGAGUGGCCAAAAUGCUGAUAGAAAAAGGAAAAAAAGAAGUUUGGAUGAUAGCAGAAGCAAAAGUGGUAGCGGCGAUAAAAGCAAGAGUGGCAACGGGGACAACAGCAAAAGUGGCAGCAGCGACAAAAGCAAGAGUGGCAGCGGUGACAACAGCAAGAGUGGCAGCAGCGACAAAAGCAAGAGUGGCAGCGGUGACAACAGCAAGAGUGGCAGCGGUGACAAAAGCAAAGUGAGUGAAGGAAGACCGAUUAAUAUGCCUGAUGAUAUAGAAAAUUGGUUUGUCUGGCGUUUGCCUGGGAAAAACGACCUUCCCCUAGAUGAAUGGCAACACUGGGGACCUAAUGAGGUAAG